This is a messenger RNA of Centruroides sculpturatus (bark scorpion), 2808 nucleotides long. RefSeq names its product acetylcholine receptor subunit alpha-like 1. The transcript has 6 exons. NCBI's taxonomy places the organism in Eukaryota, Metazoa, Arthropoda, Arachnida, Scorpiones, Buthidae. Gene Ontology annotation, biological process: monoatomic ion transmembrane transport; nervous system process; chemical synaptic transmission. Bases 765 to 2249 code for a protein of 494 amino acids. The record is from RefSeq and is a predicted model, not a curated record. Gene Ontology annotation, cellular component: neuron projection; postsynaptic membrane; synapse. Gene Ontology annotation, molecular function: transmembrane signaling receptor activity; acetylcholine-gated monoatomic cation-selective channel activity.
UUGUUCCCCUCGACGUCGGGUGAAAGUUUCCUCCGGUGUCCCGGACAACCCUUAGUUUACCCACGGUAACGGCAGUUUAGUCGGAUUAUACUUCUUCCCCUCUCUCCGCUAACGACGCCUUUCUUAAAUUCUACGGGCGGCCCAAGACCACUCUCCGGCCUCGGCUUUAGUCACCUUCGACCUUUACGGCCCGCGUCAGAAAUUCGAUAUUCGCCGGGGGCCAAAAAGUGGCCUUCCGGUUUUCUCCCCGGUCGACCGGAAACGACGGCAGAGCGGCGCCGGAACCGGAUCGAUAGACCGGGCGGGAGGAGGAAGCGACGCUUCUCUUCCGUUCUUCGUUACAUACAAAAUGGAGUUUUUGUCCCAAAUUCUCGGCAGUUUCCGUCCUCGGCCCCCGCCCAAUUCGGCGGGGGAUCCUCCCCUUUUAUUGCGCCGGUCGGCCCACUCCAGAAAAAUGUAGUUUUUAGUCCGGAGAAUUCCUUCCGUUUCCGGAGACGCCAUCUUUUCCGUAAUAACCGCGCGGGCGGAGGAAACUUCGGUCUUUCUUCCCGCGCUCGGAAUCGACCGCUUUCUGCCUCGGCGGACGACGGGAAAAUUCUCGGGCUGCGUCGGCUCCGCUCGCCCCCUCGUUCCUCCGUUCGAACCAGGAGAACUUCCGACCUCCCGGAAGACGGCGGCGCCCGGAAUCGAACGGCACCGCGGAGCGGAGGAGGCGGUCGACGGAAGCGCCUCUCGGCCGGAGCGGCCGUCGACGGGCGGCGCAGAUGGGCGCGGGAGGCAACGCCGCUCGGUACCGGGCCCUGGUGUGGCUGUGGGCCCUGUGGCCCGCCCGGGCCGGGGCCAGUUCCGACGCCAAGAGACUCUACGACGACCUGAUCAACGGCUACAACUCGCUCAUUCGCCCGGUGGGCAACACCUCCGACCGGCUGACGGUCAAGCUGGGCCUCAAACUGUCGCAGCUGAUCGACGUGAACCUCAAGCACCAGAUCAUGACCACCAACGUCUGGGUUGAACAGGAGUGGAACGACUACAAGCUGCGAUGGGAUCCCGAGGAGUACGGGGGCGUCUCCAAGCUGCACGUGCCGGCCGAACAGAUCUGGCUGCCCGACAUCGUCCUUUACAACAACGCCGACGGCAACUACGAGGUGACCAUGAUGACCAAGGCCAUGCUGCACGCCGACGGUCAGGUGAAGUGGAAGCCCCCGGCCAUCUACAAGAGCUCGUGCGAGAUCAACGUCGAGUAUUUCCCUUUCGACGAGCAGAACUGCUUCAUGAAGUUCGGAUCGUGGACCUACGACGGAUACACGGUGGACUUGAAACAUAAACACCAGACGGAAGAUUCGCCCGACAUCGAGAUGGGCAUCGACCUGAGCGAGUUUUACCUCAGCGUGGAAUGGGACAUCAUGGCCGUUCCGGCGCGGAGGAAAGAAAAGUUCUACAGUUGCUGCGAGGAACCUUAUCCGGACAUCACCUUCAACGUCACUCUGAGGAGAAAGACUCUGUUCUACACCGUCAAUCUGAUCAUUCCUUGCGUGGCCAUCUCCGUACUUUCGGUCCUGGUCUUCUACCUGCCCUCCGACAGCGGGGAGAAAGUUUCGCUCAGCAUCUCCAUCAUGUUGUCUCUGGGAGUCUUCUUUCUUCUGCUCUCCGAGAUAAUUCCUCCCACUUCCGUGGCCGUCCCCCUUCUCGGAAUCUAUCUUCUCUUCACCAUGAUUCUGGUUUCUCUCUCCGUCUUCGUCACCAUCGCCGUUCUCUGCGUCAACUUCCGUUCGCCGUCCACCCACAAAAUGGCGCCUUGGGUCCGAACCGUCUUUCUACGAAUCCUGCCCCGAAUGUUGGGCAUGACCCGAGCGGAAGACAGGCAGUCGGACGACUCGGCCUCGGUCGACGAUUCGGUGAUGUCCUGUUCCUACCACCGACAGUACGAGAUUCCGGGCGGGGAGGAAGAACAGUCCAAGACCGAUUCCGAUCUGGAUUUGAGUCCCGCCAACGAAUUAACCAGAGCUUACCUCAACGUCAGGUUCAUCGCUCAACACGUGGAAAACUUCGACGUCUACUCCGAGGUGGAAGAGGACUGGCAGUACGUGGCCAUGGUGCUGGAUCGACUCUUCCUGUGGCUGUUCACGGUGGCCUGCGUGGUGGGGUCGGCGGCCAUCCUCUUACAGAUCCCCACGCUGUACGACGGACGACAACCCAUCGACGUGGUCUUCUCCAAGAUGAAGUUCCGCCUGCAGCAUCUGCAAGGCUAGCCGCCUCCUCGACCCCCGACCCCCGACUUCCUCUUCCUUUUCUUAGCCAAUAAAGAGUUUUCCACCUUCUUCCAGCUUUCUUCCUGCCUCCGGCGGCUUUCCGCUUCUCCCCAAGCCCUUUGCCCCUCGGACGGUAAACUUUAGUCGGGUCGAAGCGAUUGUUUCGGAGGGGCGAGACAGACGAUCGACGACCGUGGGCCAACCGAAGCGUCCACCUUCUCACUCGGCUCCGACCACCGUAUUAUUGUGCGCUUUUCGUUCGAAUGACCCUUUCGAAAUUCCGCUUCCGGUGGCCGUUUUGGCGUUGGCAGCCUUUCCGCCCGUCCGACGAUGCAAAAUUUAAUAAUGUCUAAGACUAGUAAGAAAGUAAAAUGGACGGGUCCAUUUUAACGGAAAGUGGCUAAAAGCGGCCUGGCCGAGCUAAAAAUUUAAACGCUAAAUUACAGUAGACCCCCCUAUAACACGGUAGACACGUUCCGUUUUAUAUAAAUUCCGUGUUUUACGAGUCACUUAAAUACACGAGCCAUUUACAGCCAGGCAGUGUGCAGUUUAGGGACUA